This is a messenger RNA of Folsomia candida, 5658 nucleotides long. RefSeq lists its product as uncharacterized. The record is from RefSeq and is a predicted model, not a curated record. Bases 484 to 5463 code for a protein of 1659 amino acids. The transcript has 6 exons. Gene Ontology annotation, biological process: regulation of DNA-templated transcription. Gene Ontology annotation, molecular function: DNA-binding transcription factor activity, RNA polymerase II-specific; RNA polymerase II cis-regulatory region sequence-specific DNA binding. NCBI's taxonomy places the organism in Eukaryota, Metazoa, Arthropoda, Collembola, Entomobryomorpha, Isotomidae.
UGACUGUGAUAACUUGGAAUUUUCUAAACCCAUGUGAAAUUAGCUCAUUUCAUUCUGCACAAUUUUACUCUCGUGGUGAAAUUUUUACCACAAUGGCAAUUUCAUUCCGCACAAGUUAUUCCCUGUAUGUGAACCUAUUUAGUUAAUUAGCCUUUCGUAAAUAUGAGCUCAUGCAAAUUGGUGGCAUUCUCAUCCGUGAACAAAGACGAAGACGGGGACAACUGAGCGAUGAAGCCCGCCCGCCACGAGGAGUCGAGGAGGGAAGCACUCACAAAGAAAGACGCAGCAGACACACGUGCUCGCCCAACGUUUUACUUUCCUUCCACUGCCAGCAAGAAGUCGUUGUGAGAAUCUUGUCUUAUAUAUCCCAGUUUUUUAAUAUUUCAAUUUUAAUCUUAUUGAGCAAAUUUGAAUAAAUUAGUGGUAUUUUUUUAACCAGGAGUGAGGGUGACUCUCUCUAGUAGAUAAGUAAAAAAGGUUAAAAUGGAGGAAAAGGAGGAGAAUAACCCUUUGAACCCAACGGUCUUGGUCCCUUCUGAGAUGGACCAUCUCGUAGUCGAAACUGAAGCUGCGGAGGAAGACGACAGUGGCGACGACACCAAUACCACAGUCAUCGACAUUGAUGACGAAACUUCUGACAUGGUAUAUUCGUCUCAGACUAUGGAGACCGGGUCUCCCGACAGAGCAUCAGCCACCUUAAAAAAUACUAAUUAUACCAAUGAUGUCGGAAAGAAACCGGAGGGAACGACAAAGAACAAACUGAAAAAUUACGGGCGUACUCGCGUCGAAGUAGUAAGAAAAAUUACACGGAUAAUUUUUUGCCAACUUUGCUACGCCCAAAUACCAUCCGUGUCGAAGUUCAGGAUCCACUUGGAUCGAGAACACAACAUCCAGGUCAAAGGGCCCCCUCGCAUCGUUGAUGGUGAUGAUUGUGACAACGAGUUGACGAUGAAGAAUGCAUCGGAUGCAUUACGACGUGCCGAGAACACCCCACGCACCACGGUAGCCCCCCCUGAUUAUCAAGAUGACGAUGACGAUGAGUCAUCCGAUGAUGCCGAAUCUUCGGAGGAUUCCGAUUCUGAUGACCAAGGGCAAGAAUCAAAUCCAGCAGAGUCGCAAGUCUCGACGGAGGAGUCUUAUUUGAAACUAAAAACACUUCUCAAGAAAAAAAUGGUGCGACAGGAGGCAAGAUCACAAGAUCGAGUUAAAAAAUUGCUCGUGAAACUUGAGAACAAUCAGACCAAGUACACACAGUGUAAUACUUGCUGGAUUGAGCAACCCGUGACUGGCAUACAUCAAUAUCUACGAGCGGAACAUAAGAGGCAACAUACAGAUGGGGAGUUUAUAUUGUGUCAAUUUUGUGGAAUGAGCUUUUUAUACGAUUAUUACUUGGAGAAACACUUGGAAGAUUUGAGCGUCCCCACCGUUCCUUCAACAAUGUCCCCAUUUGAAGCAGAAGAUCUCCUCCAUGAGACUCAUUCUUGUCCUGAUUCUGGUUGUGGUGAGAUUUUUGCUAACCGAAAAUGUCUACUUUUCCAUCGGACAAACGCUCACGAUCAUUAUCACCGAUGCCCAACUUGCGAGAAAGUUUACAUUCUGUACUCUGACAUGAGAAAGCAUAUACAACGCGUUCAUAAUUAUGAGAGACGUCUUCUGUCCUGCCCAGUUCCAGGGUGCGACAAGUCGUUUCCAAAUCGUCGUGGAAUUGCAACCCACGUGACUCAAGCUCAUAGCGUCGAAGAAAAAGAAAAAUACUUUACAAGCAAUAUCGGACAACCAAACAACAAAAUUGUUAAGAAGACUGAGUCAGACGAAAACGCCAAUAAUGAUGAGGACGACGACGACAAGAGCAAUGUUGUCGCCAACUCUUUGCCACCAGAAAUUAUUGUCCGUCACAAAUCACCUCAAACGUACUGGAGGAAGAGAAACGCAGAAUUGGAGAAAAUGCGAGACCUUCUCAUCAAGAAAAACAAAUUUCAUGGACCGAGACAAAAAUCCACGCCCAUCUUACCACCACGCACUCCACUGCCCUCGCAAAAACAGCACGCAUUGAAUGAGGCAAACAAAGGAAUUAACAAACCAUUUCCUCGACAAGGGAGACGAAUCUCUAUAGACAUGCCAAAAAAGAAACCCAUCACAACACAGGGCUUUUUAGGUCUACGUUCCUCUAUGCCACCUAGACCAGAUCUUGCUUUCGACGACAGACGUAGGAAAUUUCCUUCAAACAGAAAUUUCACAUUUAUGUGUUCCUUCUGCAGUCGAGCAUUCCGAACUGGCGCAGAUCGCGAUGCCCAUGUGGGUUCCACACAUCACUUUGAUCUCACUCUAGAAAAACCCUUCAUUUGCCCUGUGACUGAUUGCGAUAAAAGGGACCAUGUUAAUGGACGUUCGUUACUCGGACACAUCCGUCGUUACCAUCCACCUUCCGUCGACGAAGAACUAUUUCUGCGUAGUAUAGAAGAGGAUAAAUUAGCUGAGGCAGCAAAUCCUUCAACCUUGAAUUCUUCAGAGUCACCGUCUGAUGAAGAUGAUGCCGACAAUAUGAGCGACGAUGAAAAUGAUGUAAGUUCUGAACCGGAAGAAGACUUAUCUGACGAUGAAGAGGUCGAAGUAGUUCCUAAAAAACGAAAGCUAGAAAGCAAAAAUACAAAACCGACCAAGAGGAAAUUUCAGCCUUCAUCACGCUCUACUUCUGGGGUUCGCCAACCCUUUAAGCGCACGGACAUUAGCCUGUCCCCAAGCUGUGAACGACCCCAAGGGCGUCCUGGUCCAAAUGCUUACCAUGUUCGCGAAGUGUUGGCAAACUUUACAAUAGAUGGUGGUUUCUAUUGCCCAGAAUGUCCAGUCGCGGAACGAAGCCCUCUCUCAACCACAUGGAACGUUCAGCGACAUAUUCGAGUUCUGCAUCCAACGUCAACACUUCUCUCAUGCCCUAGGUCGGUUAAUAUCGAAGCUAUGAAAAAUAAGCACAGAGAAGAAGAAGAAGCGGCAGAAGCAGAAGAACAAGCACGAGUACAAAAUAAUGAUAUUAAUGAUGAUGAAAGUUCCAGUGGAGAAGAAGUGGAAAAAAAUGAUUUUGAGAAUCAUAUUAAGAAUGCUCACAACAUUGCAGAAGAAAUGGAAAACGUAAAAAUCGAAGAGGACGACCAAGAAGAGGAACUCCCAGAUUGUGAUGUAAUCACACGGUCAUCUGUUGAAGGACUCGCCAUUCUUCGAAGUUGGUUCCAGUUUUACAGAGUUGGACCCAAUAAGCAAGCCGCGAACUGCCCUUUAUGCCCUCAAAAGCAGUUCUCCAACCUGCACAAUCUUCAGCGACACUUCCUCGUCCUGCACGAAGGCUCUGACUACCUGAGAGUGUCAAAAUUGCAGGGAUUAAUUAAGGCGAAACUAAAUGAAAACACACAAAACGAUAAAUUAUUACAACCUGUGACGAGGGCAAUCAGUAAUACACAGCUUCGCUACUAUUCUCGUGGUCGAGGAGGAAGAAAAAAUGUUCGAGUACGAAAAACUGGUGGUCAAAGUCGUUUCUUUACCUUAAUGAAGAAAAAGUCUUCAGCGUCCUCAAGGGGGCGAAAAAAGAACAUUACUUCAUCCGAGAAAGAGGAGGAAGGCGAUAGCCAUGACGACAUGGUCGAGAAAAUUGGUGGCGGUGGUGGGACUUCGUCGUCAAAUAGGGUCGAAGAAGAAGAUGAUGAGAGUGAAGAGGAGGUAGCACCACCCCGAAAACCUCAUGAAGAAGAGGAGCAAUGCAAUGACUACGACAUCAUACUAGAGAAAAUUGGUGGCGGUGGUGAGGCGUCGUCGUCGUCAAAAAGAGUAGAAGAUGACGAAAUUGAAGUCGAGGCAGCUUCAACCCCAAAACCUCGUGACGAUGAUGAGGUUGAAGAAGCAGCAGAAGCAGAAGAACAAGCACGAGUACAAAAUAAUGCUGAUGAAAGUUGUAGUGAAGACUGUGCAGAAGAAGUGGAAAAAGAUGCUUUUGAGAAUCAUGUUAACAAUGGUCACAACAUUGCAGAAGAAAAAGUCGAAGAGGAAGUGGAAAACGUAGAAGUCAAUGCGGAAGAGGAAGGAGAAAAAGUCGAAGAGAUGGGAGAAGAAGAAAACCCCUCAGAUUGUGAUGUAAUCACACAGUCAUCCGUCGAAGGACUCACCAUUCUUCGAACGCUGUUCCAGUUUUACAGAGUUGGACCCAAAAAUCAAGCCGCGAACUGCCCUUUAUGCCCUCAAAAGCAGUUCUCCAACCUGCCCAAUCUUCAGCGACACUUUCUCGUCCAGCAUAAAGGUACUGACUACCUGAGAGUGUCAAAACUACCAGAGCUGCUCAGGGCGAAACUUGACGAAAUAAAAAUGUCAGAAGCAGAAGAUGAUAAGUUAUUUCAAUCUAUGACAAGACCAGUCACUACAACACAGCGUGGUUAUUAUUCUCGUGGUGGAGGAGGAAGAAAAACUGGUGGUCAGAGUCGUUUCUUUGCCAAUAUGAAGAAAAAGUUUCCAGUGUUCUCAAGGGGGCGAAAAAAGAACAUUACUUCAUCCGACUGUGACGACGUCGUCAAGAAAAUUGGUGGCGGUGGUGGGACUUCGUCGUCAAAUAGGGUCAAAGAAGAAGGGGAGGUGGGACCAAAACCUGGCGAAGGAGAUGAUGAGGUUGAGGACGCUGCUGAUAUUAAGUCCAACGACUUGCAGCCUAAAAUAGAACCAAAUGCGGGGACAUCGUCAUCAUCAUACACCACUCCUGGAAAUCCCCUCCGUGCAUUUAAAUUGUCCAAUGGCAAAUACUACUGCCCGGAAUGUAAUACUGGUCCAUCAUCUCCGCCAUAUUAUUCACGACCUUUUGAACUAUUACGACAUCUUAGUGAUUGUCAUCCUGGUUCAUCUCUUUUGUCGCCUAACAAAUCAUCCAAGAAAACAAAACCUAUAAUCAAGCGUAAAAUCAUUAAGGAAACCAAACUGACAGAAAUCAAGCCAAAAACGGAACCAGAUACUAUUAAAAGUUUUGAAUGUCCAUUUUGUCCUUCAGAGCAGAACAAAUACCGCAGUUCUUGGACGUUGUCACGCCACAUAGAGACAACUCAUCCCGAAACACCGUCAAGUGACAAUUCUACAUCUAUCAACGACACACAAGAAACUCCGAGUAAACGUGCCAAAUUAGAUGUUGUAAAACCACCUGCCACUAAGGAGACUGGUUUGACAUCCUCUGUGAGGCCUGCAUACUACAACCAACCUUGGUUCAUCAAAUCAGAAGGAAAAGCAAAAACCCAAGUGUCUCACAUACUGCAUUUAAUGGACGUUUCCAGACUCGAGUGCAUUUACUGCCCGGACGUCCCCGACAAGGAGAAGCACGUUUAUCCAUCGUUCCAGUAUUUAUUACGCCACCUAAAUCGGAUCCACUCAUCAGCCAGACAACCAUCGGAGACGGACCCGACCAAAAUCUUUACCCCUUCCCCGCUGCCGGAAACGGAAUAGCUCAAACUGACCCCGUGAUCAGCAACGCGUCACAAUACACAGAAUGUACUCGGCGGAAUAAGUGUACUGUAGUGUAUCAGCAUAGUCUCUUAGUGAGAGUGCAAAUUUUUAAUUUAAACUAUUAUUUAAAAAAAUGACUAAUUUGUUAUGAACUUUACAUGGAAAUAAAUAACCAUAUCUCAAUUUCACAAUUUA